This is a messenger RNA of Etheostoma spectabile (orangethroat darter), 1981 nucleotides long. RefSeq names its product sulfotransferase family 1, cytosolic sulfotransferase 6 (gene sult1st6). Gene Ontology annotation, molecular function: sulfotransferase activity. The record is from RefSeq and is a predicted model, not a curated record. The transcript is spliced from 7 exons. The coding region runs from base 547 to 1476 and encodes 309 amino acids. Lineage: Eukaryota; Metazoa; Chordata; Actinopteri; Perciformes; Percidae.
UGUGAGCAAAAGUGGAAUUCAUACGUGACUGGGAAUGUUACAUAAGAGCACUUUAGUGUAGGUCUGAAAGUUCCAGUGAUCGCAGACAGACAAGAACCUGGUAAAAGCACUCAGACAGACAGAUUAGCAAGAUAGAAAGAGGGUGAAAAGAUUUUUACAGUGACUGAAGCAUUUCCGCUUCAGCUGGGAAUUCAGGAGGGAUUGUUUUUCAGAUGUUUAAGAGGAUUUAGGCUGAAAAGCAGAAGAAAUCGAGAGAAGAGAAGACAAAACCGGUUCCUUUCCACAAGACAAGAGAGAUAAGGAAGAUAUAAUGAGAUAUGAGAAUGAGUAAACAGAGAUCAAGCAGGAAGAGGUUUGCAGACAGCUAACUGUGUACAAAAGCAAAUCAAGUGUGCAGGUUUGACAAAGGACCAAAAGCCAGCUGAAAGAGGAGCUGCUGCAGACACGAGCUCAGGAAGAAGCACGUACUGGCCUCGUCUGAGCCAUUUUACACAUUUUGACGUCUGGUUUUUGGGUUCAUCGACUAAACUUUUGACAGUAUUAGUCAUGUCGGAGGAAGGAAAAUUGUCCUACAGUGAAGCCAUUGCGAAGGCGUACUCGUCCAUAUCUCGCUUCCCUCUCAUCCCAGUCAGAGGAAUUCCUCUCAUGAGCCUCAUCGCCAAAAACUGGGACUCCAUCUGGGCUUUCCGUCCGGAGCCCUCAGACCUCCUCAUCGCCACCUACCCCAAAGCAGGGACCACAUGGACCCAAGAGAUAGUUGACCUUCUUUUUCACAACGGCGAUGCCGAGGCCUGCAAACGAGCCCCAACACCCGUCCGCAGUCCUUUCCUAGAGAUCUUCUCCCCACCGCCCAUACCCUCAGGUCUUGAUCUUCUGAAGAAAAUGGAUCCUCCAAGAAUCAUCAAAACACAUCUUCCUUUUCAGUUGGUGCCUCCUGGAUUUUGGGAAAACAAGUGCAAGGCUAUCUAUGUGGCACGCAAUGCUAAAGACAACCUGGUGAGCUACUACCAUUUUGAUUGUAUGAAUAUGACCCAGCCUGACCCAGGACCCUGGGAAGGCUACAUACCUAAGUUCAUGCGAGGAGAGUUGUCAUGGGGCUCCUGGUAUGACCAUGUGAAAGGUUACUGGAUGGAGAGAGAGAAGAAGAAUAUCCUUUACCUCUUCUACGAGGACAUGAAAGAGAAUCCUCGGCGUGAAGUGGAGCGCAUCAUGAGGUACCUGGACUUGUCGGUCUCUGAUGAGGUCAUCAGCCGAAUUGUGGAACUCACGUCCUUUAAGAACAUGAAAGAGAACCCGAUGGCCAACUACUCCUGCGUCCCAGCUCCUGUUUUUGAUCAGUCAAUCUCCCCCUUCAUGAGAAAAGGUGAAGUAGGAGAUUGGAGAAACCAUUUUACACCCGAGCAAUCAAAGAUGUUUGAUGAGGAUUAUGAAAAGCAAAUGAAGGAAGUCAACAUACCAUUCAGGACCCUCAUCUAACGGAUCUUGGCUUUUCUACGGCUGCAACUCUGCAAACCAAAGACCGGUGGACUGACACUGUGCAGCACUAUACAAUCAGAAAUUUGGCACAAGCCAAAUACCCAAAACAAAAAUGAAUGCAAACAAAUUAGUUUGAUCCUUGAUGUAGAACACUAUAAUCACUGCGCCUCUUGUUAUGUUAAGUUUAAAGGAUCAAUAAAAAUGUACUCCACAAUACAUGCACAUGAGUUUGUAAUCAUCACUUUAUUGCAGCUUAUCACGUAAACAAUAUAUAAGACCAAAAGUGUUGUGACUGAGUGGACAUGCCAAUUUUAUGUCAUGAGACCUCCUAACAGCCUGCUGAUUGAAUUAAGAUAUUAUAAUAUAAUAAUAGAGAGCGCUGGCAUAUGAAGUCAAUUUGCAACACUACACCACACUGUACAGAGCCCAGCCAAAGCAGGGAGGCUGCACGAGACACGAGCAACAAAGGCUAAAGUAAAAGUAAUGAGCUGGAAAGUAAAUCAUA